Messenger RNA from Owenia fusiformis, 1629 nucleotides. The record is from the annotation of a GenBank genome assembly. Lineage: Eukaryota; Metazoa; Annelida; Polychaeta; Sabellida; Oweniidae.
UCUAGAAGCCCAAAGGAACUGAGUUUCUCAAUGGAGGCCAGUGCUGCACAGAGACAAUUGAUUGCCCAACUUGAAGCUAAAAAUAAAGAAAUUCUGCUGGAAAUUCAACGCUUACGCAAGGAGCAGGAAGCACAACGAAAAAUAAGCCCGAGCCUCUCGUUGACGGAGCAGAACCCGACUCUAUUGGCUGAGCUGCAGCUGUUACGAAAGAGGAAGGAUGAGUUGGAAGGGAGGAUGUCGUCUCUGCAAGAGAGUAGGCGAGAAUUGAUGGUGCAGUUAGAGGGCUUAAUGAAGCUCCUCAAGAAUCAUGGUUCGCCACGAUCUACACCCAAUAGUAGCCCACGGUCGAGGGCAGCACAUUCCCCACCCACAGCUAUCACCCCCUCCAGGAGCAGUCUCCCCAGUAGCCCCCCUGGCGACUCUCUGAUGGGGGUGGGAGGUGAUGUCACACAAGCAUUCAACCAACAGAGCACCAGUAAUGCCCGUAAUCUCAGGAAUGACCUACUAGUAGCUGCAGACUCUGUCACUAAUGCCAUGUCCAGCCUUGUCAAAGAAUUAAAAUCAGAGGAGGAAAACAGUAGUGGAGGAGAGGAGGACCAGGAUGCUGUAGUAGAAGAGGAUGAGAUAGAGGCCAGGCUAAGUAAUGUUACGGAAGAGUCCAGUAUGGUGAAAGACUGGCAGGCAGAAGUAGAGAGACGCCUGGGACAAGGAAAACAGUUCAAUAAUAAUUCACAAAAUAAAAAUAGCCGAACCAAUGGUAACAACACUGACCAAGAACAUUAUAUAACAACAGAUGGAGAUGCAGAUUCAUAUGCUAGGACUGAUGAUGAACUGCUAGCUACAGAUAUGGAAUCUUCUUAUAUAAAAACAGAUGAUGAGACUAAUAUCCAGUCUGAGGAAAUAGACCAAGAAAUAUUCAAACAUGAUGCAAAAGUUAGGGAGAUUUAUUUACAACAACGUUUUACAACAGAUGAUGAAGGCUAUUUAGUAUCCGAUGCAGAGUCAUAUAUCAGGACUGAUGAUGAGGAGGGGGGUAACACGGACUGGGAAGAUGGUUUGAAACGUUGGGUCAAUAGAUAGCAUAUUAUGGGAUGGAGAAAUUAUGGGAUAUAUUAUACAGUGUAUAACUUGAGGCACAAAUAAUGAGAUGUAGAUAUAUUGUUUAGAUAAAGAUGCAUGUAGGGUUGUGAAAUGAAACAACAAUCAAUGGUAAAUAGUGCCUCCAUUAUUGCAAUGCAAUACCUAUAUAUUGCAAUGCAAUACCUGAAAGCUUAAAUAAUUCAAUUUGUAUACAUUGCAAUGCAAAAUAUUCAUAGAUAGCAUUGUACUUAAAGCUCAUAUAUGGCAGCAGGAGAUUGGAUUGAGUUACUUAAUUGAUUAACCAAAGUUAUAUUGAUACAAUAUUGCUGUUGAUUUUGGAAGAUCAAUGUAUAAAGAUUUUAGUUGUGAAUUGCUAAUUUAUUAUAAUAUGGUACAGGCAAUUGUUGUCCAGAAUGUAUUUUCAUCUGGAUAUUUUUUGAUAGCUUAACUGGUUAUUGGUGAAACUUAGUCAGUCUCACAUAUUUUGUUUUCAUAUCAGCGCCAGAAUGUUGUUAUAGUCUCAAUAUUUUGUGGAUGGUGCUUGGCAGU